AUGGCCCAGCAUGUGGUCUUCUGCCCUGCCCCCUCUCCAGGCCCCAGCUUUGCCAACCUGGCCCCUCCUCUCUCCCCAUGGGGGUCACGCUCCCCAAGCCUCUACUCUCUCUUUAUCCAUAACUGCCCCCUGUGUGGUGUAGAGUUUGAGGCCAGCCAGUGCCCAUUCCCUGCCUCCUAUGUCCCCUCACACUACACAGACCACAUGACCUUGAGACAGAGGAGUGCCAACUUCCUGUUGGCCCUGCUUGAGCCCCUGUCUUGCAGAUACCUGUACUCAGGAGUCAAUCCCAUCGCCUCAGAUGUCCUACAGAGGGAGACGACUGGUCCACAGCUGAUGAGCAAGACAUCAAUUUGGCUCAUGUGCUUUGAUUUCUCACCGCCAGCUGAGAAAGCUCAACAGUUCUUUGAUGUCUUCCGGCAGGUUCUUCAACGAGUUGUGUGGAGAUACAUUGGAGCUGUGCCUGAAAAUCCUCCAGAGAAUGUCAAGGUGAUAAGCUGGCUCCCCCAGAACGAUCUAUUGGGCCAUCCCACCGUCAAGGCCUUAAUCACACAUGGAGUGAUCCAUGGGAUCCACGAGGGGAUCUGCAACGGUGUGCCCAUAGUGAUGAUGCCCUUGUUUGGUGACCAGUGUGACAACGUGCAGCGCAUGGCAGCACAAGGCGUGGGAAAAGUCCUCAGUAUUAAUGAUGUGACCUCAGACAAAAUUCUGAAGGCCCUUAAUAAGAUAAUCAAUGACAAAACGUACAAGAAGAAGAUUACAAAGCUUUGGGCCGUGCAUAAGGACUGUCCUGUUAAUCCCUUUUACCUGGCGAUCUUCUGGACUGAGUAUAUUAAGAGGCACAAAGGAGCAGGUCAUGUGACGGCAGCAGCCCAUGAGUUGAACUGGAUUCAGUACCAUUGCCUGGAUCUCUUCACCUUGCUCAUCAUCUUAGUUAUAACUGUUGUCAUGGCAACGGUCAAACCCUCAGAUUCUGUUUUCACCAUUGCUGCUUUAAGAAGCUGGCGCACUGUGACCCACUUCCACCUGUCAUGA
Molecule: messenger RNA, 1035 nt
Organism: Salvelinus fontinalis (brook trout)
Lineage: Eukaryota; Metazoa; Chordata; Actinopteri; Salmoniformes; Salmonidae
Product: UDP-glucuronosyltransferase 1A1-like
Exons: 3
Coding region: 1-1035 (344 amino acids)
Molecular function (GO): UDP-glycosyltransferase activity
Source: RefSeq, a predicted model, not a curated record